AUGAGUUCGUCAGAAGGAAUACAAGUGGCAAGUAAAGUGUAUAGAAACCUUCUUAAAGCAGUGAGGAAAAAUAUUGGAAAGGAAGAGCAGAAGGCCCAUUUCGUAGACUUCAUUAAGCAAGAGUUUCGCAGUGGCAACGGUGGACAGCCUGCUGUAGAUCCUUCUUCCAUUCGGCAAAAGUUAAAUCUUGCCCGUGAUUAUACCUUCCUGCUAAACAGUGUACAUCAUCAUAAGGACUUGCUAUUUUCCUAUAACAUUGCUGUGGAUAGGUCAGAUGAGAUGAAGAGAAUUCUGGGGAAAUCUGCUGCUAGUGUGGGUCUUCAACUACCUGAGGUCUAUCAGUCUUGA
Messenger RNA from Oldenlandia corymbosa var. corymbosa, 348 nucleotides. The record is from the annotation of a GenBank genome assembly. NCBI's taxonomy places the organism in Eukaryota, Viridiplantae, Streptophyta, Magnoliopsida, Gentianales, Rubiaceae.